This is a messenger RNA of Cannabis sativa, 2270 nucleotides long. RefSeq lists its product as uncharacterized. The record is from RefSeq and is a predicted model, not a curated record. The coding region runs from base 1150 to 1890 and encodes 246 amino acids. NCBI's taxonomy places the organism in Eukaryota, Viridiplantae, Streptophyta, Magnoliopsida, Rosales, Cannabaceae. The transcript is spliced from 2 exons.
UUUGGCUCUGGAUUGAUUAUAGAUACUAUAAUGUGUUACAUAAUGAUGAGAGUUCUUUAAUUUGCUUUUUGAGUUUUUGCAAGUAGUUUCAAAUUUGUAUUUAUAAUUUGGCUUCUGUUUUGUUUGCAUUUAUAAUGUGUUACAGUCUUUAUAAUUUGUAUUUAUAAUGUGUUACAGUCUUUCUAAUUUUGACUUCUGUUUUGUUUGCAUUUAUUACCCAAAACUUGGAAAUGGUUAAUAUUUUUAGCAAAUUCUCUAUGAGUUUUUUGCUUUUUUCCAAUUGCUAGUUUCUAUUUUUUUCUGUUAAUUUUUUUUUAUUUCAUUAAUUUUUUGCAGUUAUGGGAAUACUACUUUAAGCCUGAAGAUAAAUUGAUUGGGAAGAUUACUUUUUAUCCUAAUUCGAAAGUAGAUUUUAUUGAGGUCAUUAAGAAGAAAUUAACCUCAGAACAACUUGUUCUUUUUAGGGAAACAUGUUUUGGUCAUUUUCUAGAUAUGUCAACAGUUUCGAUGCAAGCUCAAUUGAUUCAUGCAUCAUUGUAUAGGGAAGUACAUCAAAAUAAUGAGCGUGAGAUUUGGUUUAGGUUUGGCAAUGACACUGUUAGAUUUAGUGUUGCUGAAUUUGGUCUUAUUUCUGGUUUAAAAUGCACUGGUGACAGGGAUUAUUCCAAGUAUGUUAACAAUACUAAUGAGUUUGCUGAGAGAUAUUUUUAUGACCAAACUGUUACAUAUGGUGGGGUUGAGAGUAGAUUCUUGUUUAGUAAUUUUAAGGAUGAUGGUUUUGCUGUAAAAAUGGUUGUUUUCUACUUUGUAACUAAUUGCUUGCUUAGUAGGGGAGAAGAUAAAAAAGUUCAUGUUGGGUUGUUAAAUUUGAUAGGUUCUGGGGAGUUUAAUUUAUACCUUGGGGGAAAUUAUCUUAUGAUUACACCUUUCAUGGGUUGAGGGUUGGGCUGAAGUCAAAACAGAUGGAAAAGAAGAGGGAUUUAGAUAUUAAAGAGAAAGGUGUUAGGCAAUACCGAAUGGGGGGCUUUCCAUUUGCUUAUCAAGUUUGGUUGUAUGAAGUACUUCCAAUUUUAAUUCAUACCCUUGGGGGAAAUUAUAUCUUACGAUUACACCUUUCAUGGGUUGAGGGUUGGGCUGAAGUCUAAACAGAUGCAAAAGAAGAGGGAUUUAAAUAUUAAAGAGAAAGCUGUUAGGCAAUAUCGAAUGGAGGGCUUUCCAUUUGCUUAUCAAGUUGGGUUGUAUGAAGUACUUCCAAUUUUAAAGAGGGAGGACAUUUUUUCGUAUGAUCCUGCUCCAACUUUCAGAAUUUGUAGGUGGACUAGUAGUUCUUCGCCAAAUUCAAAUAAACUUGAGAAAAAAGUGUUUUCAUCGUCUAAGCUGAAAGCUGUACCAAUGGAACCAACUGAUGCAGAGAAAGAUUUGUUGGAUCUUUCUGAGUUUGAGUGGUAUGGUUUGAGUGUUUCUGAUGAUGAUUUUGUGGGACCAGCCAUGCCCAAGAAGGUGGUUAAAGGACAAACUUCUGGUGUUCAAAAUAUGUCUGAGAAGGUUGCCAAGGAUGUGCUGGAAGGUGUUUCCAAUAGUAUUUUGAAGGACAUGAAAGAUUCUUUAGCUGUAAUUUUAGAUCAUCAGAAGACUACUAUUGAUGCUUGGUUAUUAGAGUUUAAGAAGACUAUUGAGGAGAAGUUUUUGGAGUUUGAGAAAUCUAUAAAGUCUUACAUUGACUGUAAGAUUGAAGAUGGAUUGAAAGUUCAUUUGGAUAUGAGAUUUGAGGUUUUGAAGAAUCUUAUUGUUGGUAGAAGUGAGAGUGUGGCUUAUGAUGAUUUUAGUGGAGAUGAUACUGAUGAAGACUUUGAUCUUGAGACCAAAAAUGAUGAGAAUGUUAUUAUUUGAUUCUUUGUUAUAUGUUUUAUGUUUAACAAAAAUUAUCUAUUUUUUUUAUUUAUUCUGAAACCUUGUUUUGUAGGUUAAAGAGCAAUACACAGCAGUGACUGAAAAUAUUGUUGUUCAGAGUGAAAAUGUGGAUGCAAAUAGUGACGUAGCGAGUGAAGUUGUUGGUGGUGAAAAUAAUAUUUUAGAGAAGGUAUAUUAGUGUUUAUUAUUUGUUUUUGUUUAUGUUUUUUAUUUGCUUGUUUUUUGCAUUUUAAGUUCUAUGCUUCCAUUUUUGUUUUUCAUUUUUUUAUGGUGGAAAUAUGGAUUCUGUUGUUAAUGUUGAUGAAAGUGGUGGAAGUUUUGGUGGUGAUAGUAGUGUAAUUGAGAAGGUAUAUAUAUAU